Molecule: messenger RNA, 720 nt
Organism: Daucus carota subsp. sativus
Lineage: Eukaryota; Viridiplantae; Streptophyta; Magnoliopsida; Apiales; Apiaceae
Product: 10 kDa chaperonin 1, chloroplastic
Exons: 7
Coding region: 153-563 (136 amino acids)
Cellular component (GO): mitochondrial matrix; chloroplast
Molecular function (GO): protein-folding chaperone binding; metal ion binding; protein folding chaperone
Source: RefSeq, a predicted model, not a curated record
AUCGGGAACAUCAAGAAAAAAGAAUUUAAAAUAAAACAAAAUAUUUCAGUCUCUGUGACCUAUUUGCCUCUAUCAUAUCAGCUUAUCAACGCUUGCUCUAUCUCCCUCUCUCCAGACUCUUCAAGAACUUGUUACCUUAUCCAACAUCACUCAUGGCUUCUUCCUUCAUUACCCUAGCUAAACCCUUUACUUGUAACAAAACCCCCAGUUUUCCUUCCAUUUCUACCCCCAAAUUCCCAGGGUUUCAAAGAAAUUCUCUGAGAAUUAAUGCUAUUGCCAAGACAAUUGACCCCACAAAGGUUGUGCCUCAAGCUGACAGAGUCCUCAUUCGUCUGCAGGACCUGCCUCAGAAAUCAGCUGGUGGAGUAUUGUUGCCGAAAUCAGCUGUCAAGUUUGAACGGUAUCUCAUGGGAGAGGUUCUUUCUGUUGGUUCUGAGGUAGCUGAAGUGGAGGCUGGCAAAAAGGUUUUGUUCUCUGAUAUAAAUGCCUAUGAGGUGGAGUUGGGAUCUACAGGAAAGCACUGUUUCUGUAAAGCUGCUGAUCUGCUAGCGGUAGUCGAGUAAAAGCCAAGUUUUAUGCGAAUGUUAGACUUGAGAGAAAUGUUGGGUUUUGCAGAUCCUUGAUUGUUGCAAAUUUGGAGAAUUGCCUAUUUAGCAUUGUUUUCUCAAAAUAUAAUUGUUAUCAAACAAAUAUGGAAAAAACAAUUUUGUUGUCUUUGAA